AUGUUGAUGGCAAUUCCGAAUGAGCUGUUUAAUAGAAUAGAUAGUCACGGAUCUGCAACAGAACUUUGGGAUGAGCUUGAAAAGCAGAUGCUUGGUAGUGAAAAAUCUGUUCAGACUAGGAUGAAUCAAUGUAUUAGUGCUUAUGAAGGAUUCAGGGCUAGAGAGAAUGAAUCAAUCACUGAAUUCUACAAUCGAUUCAAUGUGAUUCUGAUAAGGAGAAAUGGAAUUCAGAAUUCCAUGUCUGAGAUAAACUACAAGUUUCUAAAAAAUCUGAAGCCAGAAUGGAACACUCUUGCAGCGAAUUUUCAGAUGAAUAAGAAUAUGUCUGAGGAAGACAUUCAUGAUUUGUACAACAUCUUGUUUGAACAAGAAGAGACUUCAGAGAAUUCCUCUGCCGAUUCUAAUGAUGACAUUCGUGAGUUUUCCAAGAAACUUGCCUUGCUGACCAAGAAGUUUCAGAAGAGAUUUGGGAAGAAGAAAUUUGUGAAAUAUGAUAAGAGCAAAGGGAAGGAAGUCAAGCAAGAAAGGUUUUCAAAAGCCAGAGACCAGAAGGAGACAAACGUUGAAGAAAGCAAAUGCUUCAACUGUGGGAAGCCUGGUCACUUUAUCAAGAACUGCCAUUUUAAAAAGUUCAAGGAUUCAAGUUAUUAUCUCAAGAAGGCUUAUAUUACAAAAGCCCUUGAGGAUGACAAGGCCUUGGUAGCUGAAGAAGAGAGCUGGCUGAUAGAUUCAUCAGAUGAUGAAGCUGCACACUUUACACAAGUCAACAUGUGA
This is a messenger RNA of Cynara cardunculus var. scolymus (artichoke), 774 nucleotides long. RefSeq lists its product as uncharacterized. Bases 1 to 774 code for a protein of 257 amino acids. The record is from RefSeq and is a predicted model, not a curated record. Lineage: Eukaryota; Viridiplantae; Streptophyta; Magnoliopsida; Asterales; Asteraceae. The transcript has 2 exons. Gene Ontology annotation, molecular function: nucleic acid binding; zinc ion binding.